Molecule: messenger RNA, 2016 nt
Organism: Daphnia carinata
Lineage: Eukaryota; Metazoa; Arthropoda; Branchiopoda; Diplostraca; Daphniidae
Gene: MED6
Product: mediator of RNA polymerase II transcription subunit 6-like
Exons: 5
Coding region: 86-826 (246 amino acids)
Biological process (GO): regulation of transcription by RNA polymerase II
Cellular component (GO): mediator complex; core mediator complex
Molecular function (GO): transcription coactivator activity
Source: RefSeq, a predicted model, not a curated record
UUUACAUUUUCAUUUUCAGUUCCUUCAGCCGGUUUGUCUAUUUUCUUCUACCUUGCGCUAUUCAAACAGAAAACUUUGUAUCAACAUGGGUGAUUCGAAAGAUAAUUUAUUAUGGAUUUCUUGGCAUGAUUCUGCUUGGAUACCCAUACUUAAUCCCACCAAUGUAAUGGACUAUUUUCAGUCUACCACAAACCCUUUCUAUGAUCGCACCUGUAACAAUGAGAUAGUCAAAAUGCAACGUCUCAACAUGGAACAUCUCAGUAACCUAACAGGGCUUGAGUAUAUGCUGCUUCAUGUACAAGAACCAAUUUUGUAUGUUAUUAGAAAGCAGCAUCGACAUUCUGUCUCAGCUGUAACACCACUUGCAGAUUUCUACAUCAUUGCUGGAGUUGUUUAUCAGGCUCCAGAUCUUGGAUCUGUUAUCAAUUCUCGCAUUUCUACAACAGUUAAUCAUCUGCAAGGGGCUUUUGAUGAGGCUCGAACAUAUUCAAGAUAUCAUCCAAGCAAAGGUUAUUGGUGGGAGUUUAAAGAAACUGAAUCUAAAGAUUUGGAAGAUGAAAACAAAAAGGCACAGAAAAAGAGUUCAAAAGAAAAAGCCAAAGAGGAAAGUAGCUCAGCAUUCCAAAGGCAUAGAGUUAAUAUAUUAUUAGCUGAUCUUGCCAAGAAAUUCCCGCUUAAAAGUACUCCUUUUCCUGCAUCUAACACUCAACUGCCAGAACAAAGAAUAUCAGUUGAAGAUAAUGCCAAGGUUGAAGUUAAAGUUGAAGUUAAAACAGAACCUCAGGGUCAUAAACCACCACCAGAGAAGAAGCCAAGACUUGGUUGAGACAUGAGAGUUCAGAAUUUUGUAUUACUGUUAUGUGAAAUUUGAUUAAAUAACUAUGCUUGGCAUAGGCAUACUUUCUCAGAAGUUUGGUUCAAAAUAGUUGAAAGUGUGUAUUAAGAAACACAUUGGGCACACAAAACCUUGAUAGCUAUAUUGCUUAACACUGCCGAAGAUUCAGUAGGGUUUAAUUACCAUAUUCAAUCACCCGAAGAAAAUGCGCUAAAAAUUUCGUUCGUUUGCUGUGUGACUCGAAUGAAGGUUGUCCGUUUCGGUAAUUCUUUCAGACGUGCAGCUCCCGUAUACGUGCAGGCGGAUCGUAACCCACCCAAAAUAUCCGAUAUAGUUGCUUCCACAUUACCGCGAUAGGGAACUUCGACAGUCUUUCCUUCUGAAGCCCUAUCAAUGCAAUAAAAAAAAACUUGAUUACAAUAAAGCACGAGAUAUUUUUUUGAAUAAUUUCUUACCUAUAUUCGGAGACACCACCAACAUGCUUAUUCAUGGCUGUCGCGGAUGACAUCCCAUAGAAAAGUUUAUAUUUUUUCCCAUCUCGUUCGAUCACGUCUCCACCUGAUUGAUCAUGGCCCGAGAGCAUUCCCCCUAACAUGACGAAAUCUGCUCCAGCACCAAAUGCUUUAGCUACAUCACCCGGACAAGUACAUCCUCCAUCCUAUAACGUAAACUUACACGGUUAAGAAAAUUUACUUGUGCAAUUAUCAGACGCUUCCUGACCGAAAUAAUGUGUCCCCCCAGCCCAUGAGCCGCAUCGGCGCAUUCAAUGACGGCACUGAUCUGAGGAUAGCCAACACCAGUCUUCUUACGAGUUGUGCAAACAGAGCCAGGACCGAUUCCAACUUUGAUGAUGUCUGCGCCUGAAAGAAUCAGUUCUUCAACCAUUUCUCCCGUGACAACAUUGCCUGCCUGCAUAGAGGAAGAAAAAUUCCAGAAACUCCAAAUUCACUGACAAACCCUCAAAAAAAAAAAAAAACAAUACCAUAAUAACAUGUUGAGGAAAUGCUUCGCGGACGCUACGUACAAACUCUACGAAAUGCUCCGAAUAACCAUUAGCUACAUCAAGGCAGACGAAACGCACUUCGGGGACAGCGUUGAGUAUUUUGGAUAGUUUAUCGAAAUCGCCUUUACCAGAACCUGAAGAAGCCGCAACAAAUCCUGCUAUAUCUUUAUUCUAUAGA